AUGACUACCGCUCCAAAGAACUGGCGAGACAAGGUCUGGCUUGUGUGGUUUGUCCUGCAAGUCUUCAUCAUCCUCUUCAUCGAUGGCGUACCCUACUUCUACCCAACAUGGCUGUACCAACCCAAGGGAAGCCCACUGCACUUCCUCCAGCAACUCAGAGACCAUGACAUCUCUACAUACAAUGACCCUCUUAUCCAGGACCAUAUGGCCCCCAACUUCAUGCCCUUCCUUUUCUCCAUCGAGCUCGGCUUUCAGCUCCCCGUCACCCUGUACUCCGCCUACCGCCUCAACAAAGGCACGACGACCGGCGCUCACGAGCUCCUCCUCCUCGUGUAUGCGGUGGAGACAGCCUUUAGUACCAUGUUGUGCAUGAACCACGCGCUGUAUCUCGACCCGAGCGACUUCACUCCUGAGCAGAAGGAUGCCUUCCUCUACCAGCUGAUGGGGCCGUGGGUUGCGUUUCGUGAGUAG
Messenger RNA from Cryphonectria parasitica EP155, 471 nucleotides. RefSeq lists its product as uncharacterized. The record is from RefSeq and is a predicted model, not a curated record. Gene Ontology annotation, cellular component: endoplasmic reticulum. The transcript is spliced from 3 exons. Lineage: Eukaryota; Fungi; Ascomycota; Sordariomycetes; Diaporthales; Cryphonectriaceae. The coding region runs from base 1 to 471 and encodes 156 amino acids.